Messenger RNA from Protopterus annectens (West African lungfish), 5452 nucleotides. RefSeq names its product scavenger receptor class F member 2 (gene SCARF2). The coding region runs from base 1553 to 4471 and encodes 972 amino acids. The record is from RefSeq and is a predicted model, not a curated record. Lineage: Eukaryota; Metazoa; Chordata; Ceratodontiformes; Protopteridae. Gene Ontology annotation, molecular function: scavenger receptor activity. The transcript is spliced from 11 exons.
GCACCUCCUUCAGGCCUCCACUGGUGUCAGUGAAGCUGUAAACUGGGCUAAAGCCUCCUUUCCAACCAACACCAUCCCCUUAGGUUGGGCAAGCCCACUGCAGCCACACACACUUAUUCUUCUCAGUUGCCUCCACCACCUGGACCACUAGCUAACACCCUAAUUGUUUGAGGUCUAGUGUGGUCUCCUUCCCUAUGCACCAUGGAGCAGGUUAAGUGUUUCAGUAACUCUUUCUUGACACUUAAUAAAUAAACCUAAACUUUAAAACUUCUUUUUUUUUUUUUUACAGUAUAACUGAAUGCUGAACUUUUUAACUUCUCUUUCUGUCUUUAGAGCUAUGGAAGGUGAGAUGAACCCUCUGAUCCCCUGGCCCUUAAUGGGCCAGUCUUCUUGAGUUGCUGUGAGGGGUGGGUGUUACUUCAUGAAUAUCAUUACGAAACCAGCUCAUCUUUAAGACGUUUUCUAGAUUUAGCUGUUUCUGUGUAAAUUCUAGAUUUAGCUGUUUCUGUGUAAGAAUAAUAUCCACGAGAACCUAAGGACUCAAGGGACCACCAUAAAAUAUAUACAUAUAUAUAGAGAGAGAAUACAAUGCAUUCAGUCUUAAUGAAGCAAGCGGUCAACUGUAUACAUUUGAAAACGCAGUGAUAGGAUGGUGCCCAGCCCUUGGUUAUACUAAGAAAUACAUUUUGUGUUCUACUUUGAUUUCUACAAUAAGUAUGCUGGGAAACCAGCAGACUUGUUUUGCAAUUUGUAGAGGUGCAGCCGACCGCUUUUAUGUACCUUCAAAGUGCGGUCAGCCAAGUAGCAGGGUAACAAAUCCGGCAUUUCCUUCUCCUCGCGCUCCAGCUGCCCAUGUCCUCGGGAUCUGCCAGAGGGGGCUGCUUGCUGACAGCGCGGCAGCCAGGCUCCCGGUGGAAUCUCCGCUCAUUCUCAUUUCCGCCGGGAAGCAAAGGCAGAGCUGAGCUCAGCUGCAGAGGGGCAGCGCACACAUUUACAGGGUCUCGUUGUAUUCCUUCGGAAAAGCAGGGAGCAUUCCAAAGUGGUCCGAAUGUCCAGACUGCAAAUCAGAUAGCAGUAGCUGGAUCCUUGCUGCUGACCCGGAGAAAAAUUGUCUAGUAGUCACUUUGCCAGUUUUGUGAGCAAAUUAGUCAUGCCCUCAUUUCGAAUUUGAGUAGCUGCAAAACAACUCCUUUGCUAGCAAAGUUCUUUGGUGUCCACCCUUUGUAGGCAAAGCAAAAAAAAAAAAAAAAAAGAUUUACAAGGGCUAGGAUGUUUUCGGGAUUAUCACUUCAAUCGAAUAUGUGUCACUUUGGAUGCUGAAGUUGUUAUGCUGUUGCUUCUUCGAUACAAGACUCAAAUCCGUUAUUUCUCAUCAUUUGGGUUUUAGGAUUUGCACUCUGUGUUUUUUUUUUUUUUUUUUUCGGGCUUGGCAUGUGUAAAUCUGUUGCUUCGCUCCUUUUCAAGGAAUUGUAAUUUGUGGCUGUCGGAGAGAGCCUGGUGCUCCGUUUUAAAUACCGUAUUUGCUUCGGAAUUUUUAGUCAAAGAGAAGGAGAUGAAGACACGGGAACGAUUUCCUCGAUGUGACCCCCUUCUAAAAUUUCAAAUGCUGAGAGGAGUUAUUCUUUUGGGAAAUCUGUUUUGCUUGUUCUGCCUGAGCAAAGCGCAGGAGCUGAAUCCCAGAGGACGGAAUGUGUGCAAAACACAAGGCUCUUCUGCUUUUACAUGCUGCUCAGGCUGGAAACAACAAGGUGAUGAAUGUACAAUACCUCUGUGUGAAGGAAAUUUUACCUGCAAGCAAAAUGAAGUGUGUGUAAGGCCUAAUGAAUGUCGUUGUCGCCAUGGUUACUUUGGGGCCAACUGUGAUACCAAAUGUCCCAGUCAGUUUUGGGGACCAGACUGCAAACAAAUGUGUACUUGCCACCCAAAUGGCCGGUGCGAUGACAUCACUGGAAAAUGUACCUGCAAUGCCAAUCGCUGGGGUGUCAAAUGUGAAAAUGCUUGUAUAUGUCAACGAGGAAAAUGUGACCAGGAGACAGGGAAAUGUGCAUGUGACGCCAACUGGUGGGGCCCACAUUGCUCCAAAACAUGUUAUUGCAGCACUAAUUCAGUAUGUGAAGCAGCUACUGGAAGGUGCAUCUGUCAGUCAGGAUGGUGGGGGCGCCUGUGUAACAACCAGUGCAUUUGCAACAAUUUCCCUUGUGAUCAACUCAGUGGAAGGUGCCAGUGUCGAGAAGGAACGUGGGGUCCUCGAUGUGAACGACAGUGUCAGUGUUAUCAUGGAACAUGUAACCCUCAGGAUGGAAGCUGCACCUGUGACCCAGGAUUUAGAGGAAAAUUUUGCAGGGAAGCAUGCCCUGCAGGACUGUAUGGACAAGGCUGCAGAAGGCGAUGUGGCCAGUGCAAAGGACAGCAGCCAUGUAGACCAGCUGAUGGGCAGUGCCUUGCUUGUGAGGCUGGAUGGAAUGGAACCAGGUGUGACAGGACCUGCAAUCAUGGUUUUUAUGGAGAAGGUUGUGAAGAAGUAUGCCCACCUUGUAAGGAUGGGCAUGCCUGCAAUCAUUUUGAUGGAAAAUGUCCACACUGUAACCCUGGCUGGAUUGGAGACAGAUGUGAAACAAAAUGUCCAAAUGGAACCUAUGGAGAGAACUGUGGAUUUGUGUGCAAUGACUGUAUUAAUGGUGAAUGCCACUUUACAACAGGAGAAUGUCAGUGCAGCCCUGGCUUUUAUGGUUUAUCCUGCAACAUGAGCUGUCCUCCUGGACGAUUUGGAGUGAAUUGCACAGAGUUCUGCUCAUGCCAUGAUAAUGACUGUGAUGCAGCCACUGGAGCCUGUACCAUGCAACUCAAUCAGAGGAUGGGUGCAAUUGCUGCCGGUGCUCUUGUGGCAUUUCUUCUUAUCCUCAUGUUGUCUUUACUUUGCUGUUGCUGCUUCUGCCGCAGAAAAGAUGAGAAAACUGGUGCCAAGCAGGAAAACUGCACAACGAAAAAAGUCCAAAGACGUUUCUGUGGCAGAUUUGGUAGGAUCAGCAUGAAACUGCCUAGAAUUCCACUAACACGACAGAAACUACCAAAGGUUACAGUUUCUCCUCAUGAUAUGGAGAAUACUUUUAACUGCAGUUUCAUUGAACCUCCGUCUGUUGUGGAUCAACCAUCCCCUUCGUGGUCAUCACGUGGCUCAUUUUCAUCAUUUGACACCACGGAUGAUGGGCCAGUAUACUGCGUGCCUCAUGAAGAUUCAAUAUGUGAAAAAGAAAAAGGGAGCCCCAAUUAUGUUGAGAAACUUGCUCCACCAAUCAGUGAAGAAGAUGCUGGAGAGUACACCUAUCUGAAAGAGACAGGAUCCAGUAACAUAAAUCCUGCUGAUACAAGUGAAACCCCACUUUUAAAAUCCUCAGACAGUGAUGGAUCUUCCAGUGGUUCAGAAUCUACCAGUGGAGCCUUGUAUGCUAAAAUAGCAAGACUGUCCAAACAGUCAAAGGAUGAUGAGGAAAAUGCACCUGACUGCAAGAUUACAACUGCUGUUGGCAAGCCACCUUCCCCUGAGAGAAUUAAACCUCCUCCUCCUGAUCCUUCCACAAAGCCAAAAGUAUCUUGGAUUCAUGGAAAGUUUAAUAAUCAGUCAUAUUCCUUGCCUACAUCUAGAUCAGCUGGGAAAGCAACAAGUCAGUCUGAUAUUCCAGAAAAUAGUCAAGGGACAAGCAUGAAGGACCACAGCAGAAAAAGAAGCCCAAGUGAGACAUCUGGUGGCCUUCAAAGUAAAUAUGAUGAAGUUGCAAUCAUGAAGCACAAAGAAAAAGGCCAAAAAAGUAAAGAAUCCAGCACCCUGGAGCCUCAAAGUGCAUCCAGAUCUAAGCAACGGAACAAAGCAAAUCAGGAACAACUAGGAAAUAUCAAUGGUGCUGUUCAAAAUGCUUUAAAGAAGAUUGGAAACUUUCAUGCAGACAAAAAAGGUAUAGAAAUUAAAGAGGCCCCUAAAAGCCCAAAUCACAGAAAAUCCAGAUCUGAUGGCAUACCUCCACAGCUCUCAUCAGAGGCUGCAACACAGCUAGCAGCACAACUUAAGGAAAAGACUCAGAGCCUCAACAGGAGUGAAAGCAAUGUGAAACAGAAUGGAGUGGCUUCACCCCAGUUUCAAAAGGAAAAGCCUACACCUCCUCAGAAGGCAAAACGUUCAGUUUCUCAUGUUAGUCAGAAAUCAAGCAAUGCUACGUUACCAGUUUCCACAACGUCUCAAAAAAUAAACAUGCCAUCACCUGAUGUGACAGCUAAAGAAGAAAAAAAUGUUGAGAAACAGGACUCAAACAAUAUCCAUGAGCCGGUUGGCAUGCCAAAGAAAGAAGCAGGUGACCAGGUACCUAAAAGGACACCAAUAAAGAAGCCACCUAGAAAGAAAAGUAAAGAAGCAACCUUGGACAUUGAUUCCAAAAAUCAUCCCAGAACCCCAGUAUUGCCACCACAGACAGUCAAGUAGGAAUGCAAGACCUGUUUUAAUGUCCUGGUCACAUCCCAGAUGGCAUCAAGCAUCUCUCUGUUUCAAAGUAGAUAGAGCUGGUCCAGCAGUAAAAAAUAAAUCAAUAAAAUUCCUUAUAAGGAUUUUACUGCAAGUAAAAUCCAAACUCAAUAAUGCUUAAAAAUGGAAUUCCCUCAAAGAUUAAGAACAUCUGGAUCUUAGUAAUACAUUUAUUCCUUUCAAGUAAUUUUCAAAAACAAUUUUGUUGAAGGUGUGGAAAAAAGAAGGACACAAAUACAGUAUAGUGUUUAACCAGAAUGGAUAUAGGGAAAGAAAAACAGAACUGAGAUUAUCUCAAGACUGUAGUGCCUUUUUUAUUCAUGUUUACUGGGUAUUUCUUCUUCAUUUCAGUCUUUGUUUAUCUGAAGUAUAAUAUUUAAAAUCUCAACUUUUAUGAACUGGGAUGAUAUUGUUUAAAUUAUGAAGAAGAAAAAAUAAUGUUGGUAUGGUACUAUUUCUGAAAUGGAGAUAAGAAGAAAUAUUUUGUGAUGAAUGCUUACUCAAGAUGCAUUUUUAUUAUUUUAAUCUUAAAUGACAAUUUUAGGUACUUUUUUCCAAAUAAGGUUACUAGUUUGAUAUAACUUACAAAGGAAAAUGUUGAUUUUCUGAACAGUAUUAUUUUAUAUUUGCAUAAGCAGUGCUUAUAAUAAUAUAAAUUCUGUGCUGUCCUAUAUUUUUUUCAAAUAUGGAUAAGCUAGCUUUUCAUAUUGUAUUCCACUUUGCUAUAGCAGUUUGCUUUACAUUGGCUGAAAACUGCCAAAGACCAAAGAUAAACAUGCAUACUUUCUGCUUCUAUAUAUUCAUGAAGAGUUCAUUAGAACAUAAGGGACUACAGUUUUGUAUUUUUCCUCCAGAAUACUGGUAGUGGUGAUGUUUUUAUACAACUGUGUUUUACUACUUGCAUUCAGCUUUACAGCAAUUAAAUAGUGAGUCUGAAAGACA